CCGGACGUGGAGAGCUAUGUGCUGCUCCCGGGUUCCCCCUACACCAUCCCCCCCUCACAACCAGCUCCCCCCUUUCCUUCAUCUUACGCGUGGUUAUCGUGGUGUUAUCUUAGACAAGUGAACUACAGUGGUAUAAUUACAGGGUACAGUGAGGUAAUUACAUUCUUCAGUUACAUAAUACAGAAAUACAGUGACUGGGUGGUUAAAUGAGGAGUCUUAAUACAGUGAUAAGUUACAGUGUCAGGUUACAGUGACGGUACAAGUCUUUGGUUUCAUACAGUGACGGUCUAUAGUGCUACAGGUAUCGACUACAGUGGCUGAGUUACCAUAGAUGCUACAGCGGUAUUUAGCUUUAUUAUACAGUGACAAGUUACAGUGAUUCAACCAUAACUACAUAAAUACAGUGACGAGAUACAGUGCUUCAGUCAUUGCUACGGAACUACAGUGAUUAUUUACAACUACAGGAUACAGUGAUUGAAAGUCUACAGGGUGUCACAAAAAGUAGACUGAUUUUGAUAUUGUGAGAGUUUACGUGCAUAGAGCUGCCGACGCACCUUGGCACCAAUCAGCUGUGAAUCCUUGACACAUUUGACGUACUUUACUGACUACCCAAUUCUUGACAGUUUCAUCUCUUGACAGCUACGCACACACUCUUGACAGUUUAGCCCCCUGAAAGUCCAUUUAUCUGACUGGCACGAUUUCUUGACAGUUACACGCCUUCUUGACAGUCUAGUUAUCUGAUUGGCACGAUUUUCUUGACAGUUCUUGUAUUUGACUGGUACCAUUUUUUGACAGUUACACACCCUCUUGACAGUUCUUGUAUCUGGCUGUCAUUAUUUUCUUGACAGUUCAGUGCCUUGACAGAUCCAUCGUUUGACAGUCCUGAUCUUUAACUGGUUAAUUUCUUGACAGUUUGACACCGUGACGUUUAAAUAACUUGACAGUCAGACCGCUUGACAAGUGUAUCGCUACACAGUUAACAGCCUGACUAACUCUUGACGGAUUUGUUACUUGACAGCUUCACCUUUAAGCACCCAGUCAUCCCUUGACAGUCUCUCGCCAUGACAGUCCUGACUGGUAGUAGCUCUUCCUCGUGACAGUCUGUCUGUGUCAACUGGUCCCUUGACAGGCCAACCUCUUGACAAUUCAGCACCUGACAGACACACUUCUUAACAGUUAACCAUUUGACUGGCCAGUUUUGACAGCUCAGAACUUGACAGCGAAACUUGUUGAUACUUAACGCUUGACAAAUCCACCGCACGACAGGCUCGCCGCUUGACAGGCCCACCGCUUGACAGGCCCACCGCUUGUCAGGCCCGCCGCCUGACAGGCCCACCGCUUGACAGGCCCACCGCUUGACAGGCCCACCGCUUGACAGGCCCACCUUUUGGUGUAUGACAGGUGUGAGGUUGACAGUGUAGGCUGAUGAUACUCCUCAGUUCGGCCGCCCACACACUGUGACAACCCGCCCUCUUGACCGCCCCGACACCCUGGUGGGCGGCCUCAAGGGAGCGUACACCAUGCCCCCGGGGUGGGUGGGAGGCGGCCCACCCGACCCAGGCACCACCCACCGCCGCCCACACGCCCACAUCCCGCCCACUCAGUAGUAUGGGCGGCGGCAGUGGGCGGGCGGGUGCUACUCUCCUGCUGCUGCUCGUGGUCGCCGCCCACGUGUGCCCCGCGCCCGUGCCUGAGGCCACCCAUCACGCCCACGCCCGCCACGGUAACCUCACCCUCCUGACCGCCGCCCCUGCACGCCUACGCCACACCCAGGACGCCUCUACACGCCCAUACUACCUCCAGGACGCCCUCACCAGCUCACACCACCCACAUGUAGCAGGGACAGCCUCGACCCCCGCCCAUGAGACCGCCCACGGGGCUCUCCACGGGCGUGCGGGUGGGCGUCGUGGUCGUGGGCACAGCGUCCAGUACACCCUGGACCUCCUGCCUUCCCCGGCCUCCGGGGAGGUAGAGGAGGACGCCAGGCUGGCCUCGCAGGUGACGGUAGAGGUACAGCUGCUGCCCUGGUUGGAGGAGGCCACACUGGGAGGCCGGGCGGGGUGUGUACACGUGGACGUGGUCUCCAAGGCCGCCCACCUCGCCCUCCAGCACCAGCCGCCCCCAGCAGGUGUCUCCGUCGUCGUCCUCCCACCACCCUCAGAUUUUACGUGCACUGAGCGUCACGGGGUAGAGUACCUACUGAUGCAGAUGACGUCACCCACAACACAGGUGCUGAUUGGUGGAGUGGAACCCGGCCUGUGUCGAGUAGCCAGUCAUCUUGCGAGGAAAUACCACAAGCUAUUCCUGCCCUGGUCAUGCCUGGAGAUUCCCGCCCUGGAGCACAACGGCUCCCCGCCCAUCCACGCCCACACCCAGGAGGAGGAAGAAGAAGAAGAGGAGAGGGAAUCAGCCAUGACCGUGGGCGUGCGUGACGAAGGUAGCCACGUUGCCAUGGUUACGCCCACGGCCUUGAAGGUGGCGUGGGCGGCGCGGGCGGCCCUGACUCACCUGGGCUGGAGGCAUGUCUGUAUCAUCACAUUAGACUCGAGAUAUUGGAGGGGACUGGCUCACACAGUCGAUGUUGAACUGAGAUCACUACAUCACCAAGUACCUACAUUAGCUGUACUGCCUACUGCCCCUUCCUUACAUAACAUCACCAAGCUCUUCAACAUCCGGGCCACCAAGCUGAUUAAGGCCUACCUCCUCGUCCUGCCAUCAUCAUCACCAGUCCUGGGUCGGGUCCUACAGGAAGCAGAAGUCGAGGGCGUCACCAGACACUCCACCUUCUUCAUCCUCGACCCUCUCUACGCCCCUGUCCCAGCCUUCACGCCCACACACGCCCACGAUCACAAGACCCCACGCGCCCACCAAGCCGCCCAGCAACCCCUUCACGCCCACGAUGGUCAAGAUAAAAAGAGAUUUAAAGGACUGAAACAACUGAGUGAUCUGUCAACGGAGGCGGCCCGGGCUGUGAUGGUUCUGGCCGCCGCCACUAGAGGGCCACCCAAUAUGGCGGCCAAAGGAGGUGUAGAAACCAACACUGACAAGAACACACCGACAGACACACACACGAACGCCUCACCUGGCCAUAAAACAGGCGGAGGAGGAGGAGGAGGAGAACACAAGAAUAAACGAAGAGAUAGAGAGAGAGAAGGACAGAGAACUGAAGCAGAAGGGAGAAGAAGAGUCGUAUUACCUCCGGCAAUAACAGCGCUUCCACUUAACCAAUCAGUGGCCUCAGAGAGCGAGGCGGUGUUGACACGUCUUGUAUACGACAGCGUCAGUCUCCUUUCACAUCUCCUCAGAGCCAACGUCGGCACUUUCCGCCUCCGCAGAAAGUCCAAUGGCGCGAAAAAUUACACUAGUGAAGAUUUAAAGCCUACAGGUGGGCAGAAUGGCAGCGUCCGGGCACAGAGAUGGAAGAGAAUGGAUGGGGUGAGGAUGGUAGAUAGGAACCACCACAGACCAGCCGCCGUCUAUGAUUGGUUACCAUCUACCCGUUUGGCGCGGAGUGAUGCCAUCUCUUCUCUCCUUAUUAGAGACCUGAAGGGAGAUCUCUAUCUAGCUGAGGAUGAGGCAGAGAGGGAGAGACUUUACUUUGAGAUGAAGAAGCUAGACACAGAGAGACAAGGUAGAGAUUUUGAGAAGAAACUAGAGAGCAUUAUCGGGUCGAGGAGAAUUAAAGAAAACGGAUUUAACCGCCAUAAGAAAACGGAGGGGGGACUUAACAAAUCCCAAAUAAUAGAGAUGAAACUCAAGAAACCCACUUUUUUCCCGGCUCUGUGGGGUGAUGGAUUCGUGUCGACUUCUGGAGAACGUAGAUUCGACUUCUUAGUGUUGGAUUGGCACCCGAGGACGCAGGAACUGGUGACGGUGUUAGAACUGAAGGAUAAUACUGUUGGAUAUUCGGAGGUAUCCGAGUGGAGUGUGGUGAGGGUCAGGGAGAUAGACUGGUCCCACGACACUCCUAUACCGCGAGACCAAGAUUGUGGUAACAGUGCUAUCUGUGGCUAUGUGGUGGCUGGAGUGAGGUUGGCUCCUGGAUACGUCGUGAUGAUUGUCCUGUGUUUGCUGUUCGUGCUGGCUGCCUGCUGUGGCUUUGCUGCUGUGAUGAGGAAGCAUCUCCGUCAGAAGGAAAUGAGUCGAGGUCCUUACAAGAUCCUCUUGACCUCGUCUGACCUCACCUUAUCAUCCCGACCCGAUACCGCGGCCAGGAAGGUGGGGGAUUUUGUCUGCAUAGCAGGAUGUGUUCUAUCUGUGUUGCCUGGGUCAGGUGGUACGGGAGAGCGGCCGGAUCUACUACGUGGAUCGUUUAGCUCUACACAUAGGCCCAUCCCACAUGACUCCCUCCUCUCCACGGCAUCCCACGCGGCAAAUAAAGAUGGGGAAGAAGCAAAGGCGAAAUAUAAUGGAGACUUCGUCCACCUCAGGUACUUCUAUGUUCCUACCGGCAACUUCGAGGUCAAGAACAGGACCAUGACCCUCCUUAAACAGAUGCGCGAUCAGCGGCACGAGAACAUCAACGGGUUCCAGGGGAUGCUGUGUGACCCCAUACGACCCGGCCUGGUGUUUGACUACUGCAGCAGGAGGUCACUCGAAGACAUCAUCAGACAGGAGGAUAUCAAGCUCGACUGGUCCUUCAGGCUGUCUCUCCUCACUGACCUUGUUAGGGGCAUGAGGUACUUACACGGAUCACUCUUCAGACAUCACGGCCGCCUCACCUCCCGUAACUGUGUGAUUGACGCUCGUUGGGUACUCAAGGUGACGGAUUACGGUCUCCCUGGCAUCUACGAGUACCAGAACCUCACCUACCCCAACAAACCCAUCCGCGACCUCCUAUGGAAGGCCCCGGAGCUACUACGUGAUGAAGCGCUUAUGAUAAAAGGGACUCAGCCAGGGGAUGUGUUCUCCUUCGCUAUCAUCAUGCAGGAGGUGGUGGUGCGAGGUGCUCCUUACUGUAUGGUGCAGCUUACACCACAGGAGAUCCUGGCCCGCCUCAAGAAGCCUCCCCCUAUGAUCCGGCCGUCAGUGUCCAAGGGAGCAGCGCCUCCGGAUGCCAUCAACAUCAUGAAACAGUGUUGGGCUGAGCUGCCAGACAUGAGACCAGACUUCAACCAGAUUAAUGACCUCUUUAAGAAACUCAACCAGGGUCGGCGGCUGAACAUCGUCGACACAAUGUUCCAGAUGUUGGAGAAAUACUCGAGCAACCUGGAGGAACUCAUCAGGGACAGGACGGAACAACUGGACCUUGAGAAGAAGAAGACGGAACAACUACUGAAUAGAAUGUUGCCCAGUUCCGUGGCAGAUCAGCUGAAACUGGGAAUGCCUGUAGCACCAGAGGAGUUCGACGAGGUCACCAUCUACUUCUCGGACAUUGUGGGGUUCACCAGCAUAUCCGCCUACUCCACCCCCUUCGAAGUGGUUGACCUGCUGAAUGACCUCUACACUGCAUUUGACUCCACCAUCAACCACUACAAUGUUUAUAAGGUGGAGACAAUAGGCGACGCUUACAUGGUGGUGGGCGGCGUACCAACCAAGAUUGAUGACCACGCCUCUCAGAUAGCCACCAUGGCACUGGAUCUCCUUCACCUGUCUGGCAAGUUUAGGAUCAGACACCUUCAUAACAUCCCCCUCAUGCUUAGGAUCGGCAUACACACAGGUCCUUGUUGUGCUGGUGUGGUGGGGAUGACUAUGCCGAGGUACUGUCUCUUUGGGGACACUGUCAACACCGCCUCGAGGAUGGAGUCGACAGGAUCGGCCUGGAGGAUACACGUGAGCGAGAAGACGUGGACGGUGCUGCGGGACGUGGGCGGCUACCACCUGGAGUUCCGGGGACUCACCAAACUCAAGGGCAAAGGCGAGAUGAACACCUACUGGCUCCUCGGCAAAGAAGGUUUCCUGAAGGAUCUACCAGUGCCCCCAGAGAUAGGGUACACACACAGGCUGGACGAGGAGCUGGUCCGCCUAGGUCGUCAACAUUACAUGGCCCGACGCGACUCCACCGUUGACUCCCUGGCCAGCAUUAAGGGUUUCAGUUCCAUCCACGCCGCCAAGAUGCAGAACGAGGCACUGGAGGCGUCCGUGUGCGAGGAGGAGGUCGCCGGCGGCUCUGGGGACGCUCGGAUGAUGUUGUCCGUCCUUCAGCAGUUGAGUUCCGAGAGCGAAGGCGUCCCCACUCAAGACGCCGAGGGCGAGGGAUCUUCCAGUCCUAGAGUCGUGGUGCCAAAUGGAAGGACUCAUUUAGAGGCUUCGUGUAUCAUAGUUAAGGAAGCUAAUAAGAGCUGUAAGGAUGACAGCUCAAGUACAAAGCAAGUAUCAAAAAGUAACUGUGUUAAGAGCAAAAGUCAAAGUUCAGUGCCAAAGAACAUUUGUGAUAGUGUUGUUGUUGUGCCAAAAACUUACUCGAGGGAAAGACGGGAAAGUCACCACCGUAGCAGACACUCUCACGCCAGGUCCAGGUCGCCACAGCCUUCUGCACCCCUCCUCCAGGCCAACCACGUUGACCAUACAUCGGAGAUCGAGUUACAGAUGGGUUCGGUGAUCGCCAACACCCCGGUGGAAAACUCCGGCAACAUCGGGACUCACGCCUUUCACGGUGGUGACCACAGGGUGUUCUGCAAGAGCAACUCAGGGGGCAAAAGAUGCACUGCAGAAGAGGACACGGACGACCCUUCAGGCCGAGCCUCAAACUUCCCACCGGGACCGAGAAGAGAAUCGUGCCGAGGAUCCAACACCCCUCGCACGGCGUCCCCGCCCAUGCUGUGCCACAACAAGGUCUUCCCACAACACGAUAUGUCAUCACCCGUUAGGGACCGCACCACCACCUGGGGCCAUGGACCUCUGCCAGGGGCCCAGCAGGAGAUGGGAGGAAUGCGCCCCACAGCACUGCAGGGAGUGACUGCCGAGUGCCAAGUACACCCACACACCCAGGACCCCCCGUCACCCACCGAAUCGACCAUGUUGUGACCCCCACCACCACAGAUCUCAUCACCCACCCCUCUCUUCCUCUUACACUCUGAUCCCUCCCUCACCACAACUUUAUUACCUCAACCUUCUCCCUCACCCCAACGCCUUUCACCAAACAUAAUGAUCCAACAACUGACAGUAACAACUUAUCCAUAUUAUCUACACUUCCAGAUACCUUAACAUGACAACACAUUUAGUUCAUCAAUCUCUCACACUCUGAAACACACUGUUAUCAAUUUCUUUGCAUCAUUUUUUAUCUCAUCUUAUGCUUACUCCAUCUCAUGAAAUAUAUCUUGUUCAAUAUUACCUUAUUUCACUUCAACUUUUCCCUGCCCUUCAUCCCAUUAUGCCCUUUCUCCUCCUCCAUCACAUUCCAUCUUGCCUUGUGUCUACCAUUCCAGCCUCUCUGCCUCCCCUCGUUCACACACUCCGCCCUUCUCUGUGUUAAGUUCCCUCCCAGCCGUCCCACAGAACUUGAACACCAUCUUCCUUGCGUGUCCUAGCUGGACUUAUGACGAUGGUCAUGGUACUGUAUAUUACCCCGACCCCCC
This is a messenger RNA of Homarus americanus (American lobster), 7517 nucleotides long. RefSeq lists its product as uncharacterized. Gene Ontology annotation, molecular function: ATP binding; peptide receptor activity; protein kinase activity. Gene Ontology annotation, biological process: protein phosphorylation; intracellular signal transduction; cGMP biosynthetic process. Lineage: Eukaryota; Metazoa; Arthropoda; Malacostraca; Decapoda; Nephropidae. The coding region runs from base 1609 to 6966 and encodes 1785 amino acids. The record is from RefSeq and is a predicted model, not a curated record. The transcript has 23 exons.